This is a messenger RNA of Ixodes scapularis (black-legged tick), 893 nucleotides long. RefSeq lists its product as uncharacterized. Bases 1 to 327 code for a protein of 108 amino acids. The record is from RefSeq and is a predicted model, not a curated record. Lineage: Eukaryota; Metazoa; Arthropoda; Arachnida; Ixodida; Ixodidae. The transcript is spliced from 4 exons.
AUGGUGUCCAGUUUCACCGUCGUCGUCCUUGGGGUGUUCAUUGCUGUAUUGGCCGCUGCAGAAAUAGGUUCCAGCUUUCCGGACAACCUAGAAUCGCAGAAUGUUAGAGAAAAAUCGUUUCUUGAACCUCGCACCUAUGUGAAAUACUGUUCCUAUGGACGUUGGAGGUGGCCAGACGGAACUCUUUGCAAGAUUCGCCACUGGGUCUAUGGAUAUUGCAAGAAUGGGGUUUGCUCUAUUCCGACGCCAUCCACAACUACAGCCAGACCUGUUCCUCCGCCUGGACCUACCCCAAACACACGCACCCCAACUACGACAGCAGGUUGAGCAGCCAAACUCAAUCCAAUCACCACAACAGCUCCUCCGGUCAAAUCCACUACGAUCCUCAAAACCACUCCGAUUAAAACCACCACAACAGCUCCUAAUACCUAGGGUAGCUGUGUAGACCGUUGUGCUACUCUCCUGCGCUUGCGGAGCAGAGUAGCAAAAUGGUCUCUUUUUUUUUUUUUUUCUUUUGUCCAAAAUCAACGUGGCAGCGUUAGUCCUACAGGUGGUGCUUCGGCGGUAACUGUCAUCCUCAAAAUCCUGCUUGCGUACGCUGCCUAAUGUGUGUGGUCGUUGUCUACUCAACCUUGGAUUAUUUUUGGCACGUGAUAAUUUCUUCACCAAUGAAGGGUUUGCGGUAAGAAUAAAAGAAAUGCACUACUUUGCUACUGUUAUUUAGUUACUCUACUCCGACCGAAGACACCGCUACACCUCUUGUCCCCCAAACCAUCUCCGUUUCGAAUUGGACCCACACCUAUACCGAAGCAAAUCCGAUCAUCUAUUCCAAAACAACCCUGACUCCAAAUACGACUACGUCAUGAUGAAACAUUGCCAUCAAAGUUUUAUAA